UAAGAGAGGUUUCCGUUUCACUGCCGUUCCCUCCUACUCUCUCUCUUCUAUUGAGGGCUGCUGUCUUAUCCCCAUAGCAAUGGCUUCCACGGCCUCGUUCUCUGCGACCCCGACAGGAGCUCGGCUUCCCUGUUUCCCACGGAGACACAGAGCCUCCUCUAGCAAACCCUGCAGGAAUCCUACUUCAUUCUCGAAUCCCAGUUCUUCUUGUUCCUCCUCCUCUCCUUUCCCUCUCUUCAAUCUCAAAUCCCCUCCGAGCUCAGUUCCCCACCUCCACCCCGUCAGAGACGCCGUCCAUGACAACUACGUCGGAUUCCUUGAGAAGCCGCCCACUGACUUGAGCUUAAUUCGCGGAAUCACUAUUGAAGAACCAACUCAAGAAACAACCCAAGAGCCAAGACCCAGGAUUUUCAUCAAGGACCCACCUUGGAUAUACCCGAUAUUCCUCAAAAAUGUCUACAAGAAGGCCUCUCCUCAGGAACCCAACUUGCUGGAGUUCAAGAAGAUCGACGAGAGGAUCAAAAGGUACAACCUUUUGAGGAGAAGGCAGAUUAAGGCCGAGACCGAGGCUUGGACUAAAAUGGUGGAGGAGUAUAGGGAGCUGGAGCGAGAAAUGAGGGACAAGAGCUUGGCCCCGAAUCUGCCUCACGUGAAGUCUCUAUUUCUCGGCUGGUUCGAGCCGUUGAGAGAGGCUAUUACAGCAGAGCAGAGGACCCAGAGGACAAAGAAGAACAAGGCAGCUUAUGCUCCUCACAUAGAGCUUCUGUCUGCUGAGAAAAUGGCGGUCAUAGUGAUGCAUAAGAUGAUGGGGCUUGUGAUGGUGGGGCAUAACGAUGGGUGCGUGGAGCUUGUUCAGGCUGCUGUUCAGGUCGGGAUGGCAAUUGAGCAGGAGGUGAGAUCGCGAGAGCCUGAUUACUUUGGAUACAUGGUUAUGGUUCAUAGUUUACUGAAGAAGGCAAAGAAUGACCGUAGAAAAAGGGAUGAAGUUGAGACUGAAGAAGAUCUGGACAAAGAGAAAGAGAUUCACCGGAGACAGGUUAAUAGCUUAAUAAGAAGGAAAAGAUAUAAGGAUGUUCAGAAGCUUGUGAAAAAUGAAGAGAUCAAACCUUGGGGUCGAGAUACCCAGGCCAAGCUUGGGACUCGCUUGAUAGAAAUAUUAACUGAAACAGCUUAUGUCCAACCUCCUGUCAAGCAAUCAGUGGACAGUCCACCUGAUGUCCGUCCUGCAUUCACCCACAAAUUAAAAUUGGUUAAAAAGGAUCCAGGGCAAAAGGUUGUGAAGAGGUAUGGUGUCAUAGAGUGUGAUCCUUUAGUUCUUAAAGAACUUGAUAGAAGUGCAAAGCAUAUGCUAGCUCCUUAUAUGCCAAUGUUGGUUCCUCCUAGAAAAUGGAAAGGCUAUGACAAGGGUGGAUAUUUCUUUUUGCCCUCUUACGUCAUGCGUACUCAUGGAUCUCGGAAGCAGCAAGAUGUGCUAAAGACCAUUUCAGAAAACCAAAUGCCAGAUGUGUAUAAGGCACUUGAUACACUUGGAAAUACUAAAUGGAGGGUGAACAGAAGAGUGCUCGCUGUGGUGGAGAGCAUCUGGGCCCAAGGUGGCAAUAUGGCAGGCUUGGUUGAUAGGGAAGAUCAACCCAUGCCUGAGAAGGUGCUGUCAGAAGAUGGAGCAGAUAUUGACAUGUGGAAGUGGGAGGUCAGGAAGGCAAAGAAGGUUAACAGAGAAAGGCACGCGCAGCGAUGCGAUAUUGAACUUAAACUCCUUGUUGCUCGAAAAAUGAAAGAUGAGGAGGGAUUUUACUACCCUCACAAUCUUGACUUUCGAGGCCGUGCAUACCCAAUGCACCCACACUUGAACCACCUGAGCUCUGAUCUCUGCCGAGGAGUUCUCGAGUUUGCAGAGGGACGGCCACUGGGAAAGUCAGGUCUCCGCUGGCUUAAGAUCCACCUAGCAAAUUUGUACUCUGGAGGAGUUGAGAAGCUCUCCCAUGAUGGACGAUUAAGUUUUAUCGAGAAUCAUCUCGACGAAAUCUUCGAUUCUGCAGACAACCCUAUAGAUGGGAAUCGGUGGUGGUUGACUGCUGAAGAUCCUUUCCAGUGCUUGGCAGCUUGCAUUAAUUUAUCAGAAGCAUUAAGAAGCUCUUCACCGUAUUCCGUAAUCUCUCACCUGCCAAUCCAUCAGGACGGUUCCUGCAAUGGCUUACAGCACUAUGCUGCUUUGGGAAGAGAUGCUCUCGAAGCAGCUGCAGUCAACUUAGUAGCAGCUGGGAAACCUGCAGAUGUCUAUUCAGAAAUUGCUCUGAGGGUGCAUGAGAUUAUGGAGAGGGACAGCAAAAGAGAUCCUGCUGCCUAUCCUAAUGCAUCAUUGGCCAAGAUUCUAGUUAAUCAGGUGGAUCGUAAAUUGGUGAAGCAGACAGUGAUGACUUCUGUCUAUGGCGUGACUUUCGUCGGAGCCCGUGAGCAAAUAAAGAGAAGACUUGAGGAGAAGGGUGUCAUUACUGAUGAGAAAAUCCAAUUUGCUGCAGCUUGCUAUGCCGCUAAAGUGACACUAACGGCGCUUGAAGAGAUCUUUGAUGCUGCUAGAGGAAUAAUGGGUUGGCUUGGUGACUGUGCGAAAGUUAUUGCCUCGGAAAAUCAGCCGGUUCGCUGGACUACCCCUCUCGGUCUUCCUGUUGUACAGCCUUAUUAUAGGAAUGAGCGGCAUCUCAUUAGAACCACGCUUCAGAUAUUGGCCUUGCAGCGAGAGGGGGACAAAGUUGAUGUUAGAAGACAGAGAACUGCGUUUCCCCCUAACUUCGUUCACUCGCUUGACGGCACUCACAUGAUGAUGACUGCUGUUGCGUGUGGGGAAGCAGGGUUACAUUUCGCAGGUGUGCAUGACUCCUUUUGGACACAUGCCUGUGAUGUCGAGACGAUGAAUCACAUUCUGCGGGAAAAGUUUGUGGAACUCUAUAACAGGCCUAUUCUCGAAAACUUGCUCGAGAGUUUCGAGACAUCAUAUCCAGCACUGACAUUCCCGCCCUUACCUAAUAGAGGCGACUUCGACUUACAGGAAGUCCUCAAGUCUCCAUACUUCUUCAACUGAUGUAUUGUACAUCAGUUACAGUUCAAAUCUCCUGUACAGCCACAACUGAAACUUGUCAUGGAUACUGGUGACCUAGACCCAAAUCAACCGAAAUUCGUAAGUGCAUCACCAAAACCCAGAGAUUUUGCCUGCGAACAAGUUGCAAGGUGCAGAGGGUUAGGAGCUGGCAUAAGCAUUUUAUUGGACGUCUGUCAACCCCUUUUAAGGUUGAAUAGUCUAGAGUCUCCUGUUGGGACUUGAAGAACCUGAGAUCUUUCUCCACGCUGUUUUACAUGGCAGGAGAAAACGGUUCAGAUAGGACUUCUGCUGCAGAUCUGAGGUAGGGAUAGUUCGUUUCUCGGUGUAUAUUGUCAAGGGACACUCACGGUCCCCUUUUUUCUGUAUGUAUAUCAUGUCUUUUGCAUUGAUUAUAUGGAAACACAGAAUGUGAUAGGUGCUAGUCUGUAGGAGAUAGAAGAAGAGAGCUGCAGGAUAGAUAGUCAAUUAAGAAAGCCUCCAGAUUCACUUGAUGUAAGCUCGAAAAGCAGUUACUUGCUGGGUAUACACUCUUCCUCCCAAGUAUUGAAAUAUUCGAGUUCCCAAA
Molecule: messenger RNA, 3662 nt
Organism: Punica granatum (pomegranate)
Lineage: Eukaryota; Viridiplantae; Streptophyta; Magnoliopsida; Myrtales; Lythraceae
Source: RefSeq, a predicted model, not a curated record